AUGGAAGAAUACUUUCAAGCCACUAAGAUCCUCAUGGACAACACACAUGCUGCAAAGGAACAAAUUUGUGAGCGAACUGGACAUGCACUGGAUCUCACAAUCAUUGUUCUGCUAAUUGUGGCGGUCGAGCAAAUGGAAACUCUCGCUAUGGCAAUAGACAACUUAGCUCUAGUCAGCCAUAUCCUAGCUACCAGAAUCAAGGACAGCAGAAUGGUGGAAAUCGUUAUCCACCAAGACCUACAAACAACUAUCAAGGAAGACCAAGUGGCAACAACCAAAACCACGGGAUGCUUUGUUCCAGAUGGAACUGUCCCAGUAGAGGACCCAGGCAGAAUGCCUCAAGGCGGAAUGUCUUCUGCCAUAGAGCAGCAUGCUGAAGAUCAGCCAGAACAAGAACAAAAUGAUCAAUACUUUGUCCGAGGCCAAUUCGUUCAAUUGCAUGAACAAAAUGAAAUAUAUCCUCCUCCUGAAGAAUUGUAUCCUCCAGACAAAUCGUAUCCUCCACAAGAUGAUCAAGGCUAUUAUCCUUAUGGUGGUGUUGAGCAUUAUUCCUAUGAAGGUUACUGA
Messenger RNA from Cylindrotheca closterium, 567 nucleotides. The record is from the annotation of a GenBank genome assembly. NCBI's taxonomy places the organism in Eukaryota, Bacillariophyta, Bacillariophyceae, Bacillariales, Bacillariaceae.